AUGCCACCUCGUCCUCCCAACUAACCCUCGCCGAGUGUCCGGACGGAAAAGCUCGCAUGGAUCAGCUCCAUCUUCCUGGGAGCGGCCCCAAUGCCGCAAUGGUUGCCUCCAUCUUCGCCUUCGAUCAUACAGCCUCCAUAUCCACCUCGCCACCGGAAAUGCCGCCGGCUGCACCGUUCCCUGCCACUGAGCCUGGCAGAAAGUCCAGCUACCGCACCAUGGGAUUGGGAUCCGACACAAUGAAAGCCAGGAUCAUGUCGCACCCUCUCUACCCGGAUCUCCUCAGGGCCUUCAUAGACUGCCGAAAAGUCGGAGCGCCGCCGGAAAUUGUUGGUCGGCUCUCGUCUCUCGCCGACGAGCUCGAGUCAAAUUCAGAUGACACCCAGGCGCAGGAACAGCCUGCAGACCCAGAGCUCGACCAGUUCAUGGAGACAUACCGGGAUGCGUUGGUGACGUACAGUCAGGAACUCACGGGACAGAUCCAAGAAGCCAAUGAGUUCUUCAUGAGCAUGCAGGCUCACAUCGACUCGAUUGCACUAGCAGAUGGCAACGGCUGCGAGUGCGGAUGGUCUUGCGAAAAUAAGCAGGAGACCCGCGGCGUCGCUGGCCUGCCGAUCACCAGCCCUGCCGGUGAGGGUAAGGAGCUGACGAACCAGGUCCUGGACAAGCACAGCGGCUACCUGAGAAGGCUAUGGAGGGAGGUCGCCGGGAAGAAGAAGAACGGCAGGCUGCCGAGGGACGCGCGCCAGAAGCUUCUGCGCUGGUGGCAGCUGCACCACAUAUGGCCCUACCCAUCGGAAUUAGAGAAGCAUGUGUUGGCUGAGUCGACGGGGCUCGACACGAAGCAGAUAAGCAACUGGUUCAUCAACCAGCGGAAGCGCCACUGGAGGCCGACGCCUCUGAACGUGGGCGUGCAAGGCAGGUUGCAGCACAUCAAUGGUGCUUCGACCUUAUAGAAGGGCAGUGCUUCACCGGACGAAACGGGUAUACCGAAGGUGGGCCGUUAAUACGGUGAUCAAUAUCCGCGUGGUGUGCUCCCAUUACACACACACACACAUACAUAUGUCUCUCUCACCCAAAAAAAGAGAGAGAAGUGAUAAUGUGUAAUAAUCGAGAAGCAAAUGUAAUCCUCAACUAAAUAACGAGGCUAGUCCAUCACACUGAACAUGGCAUCGGAUGCAACUGUAACAGGCCGUUGACACACAUCAUAGACGUGAAUGUGUGAGUUGUAUAAAAACCUUUUGGUCCUUUUCAUUC
Molecule: messenger RNA, 1257 nt
Organism: Lolium rigidum
Lineage: Eukaryota; Viridiplantae; Streptophyta; Magnoliopsida; Poales; Poaceae
Product: homeobox protein knotted-1-like 4
Exons: 5
Coding region: 57-956 (299 amino acids)
Biological process (GO): regulation of DNA-templated transcription
Cellular component (GO): nucleus
Molecular function (GO): DNA binding; DNA-binding transcription factor activity, RNA polymerase II-specific
Source: RefSeq, a predicted model, not a curated record